AUUAUAGACGAAUGAACAUCACUGUUUCUCUUAGGUUCUUUGUACAAUGUGACCUCGGGAAAGAUGUUCACAACUUUGAGUAAGCCCUCAGCUGUACUAGAUGAUUCUGGAAUUUACGCAUGCUCACACACAGCUUCUCCGGAACCAGUGCUGGCGUCCGUUUAUGUUAAUGUUACCAACUCAGAUAACACUUGCACAGGUGGUGAAAAAGGGAAUGUAAAAUCCAGAUGGAUAAAAUAUGCUAUCUCCAACUAUCUUAAAGAUAAAAUCAAGUUGGACAGAGAAAUAAGAAAGAAGGCAGAAGUAGGAAAACUAGAAAUAGAGAAAAGAAAGCAGAAAAUGGAAAUGGAAAUGUUCAAAAUAGAAAAGGAGGAAGGUACUGAAUUGUUAAAACUGCUGACACUGUUAAUCAAAGACCAAAAUGACAAGUGACUCAAAUUAUUAUCGGGGGUUCGUCAUGGCCAUAAAUCAUCGGAAUUCCGUAAAUCACUCAACAUUGAAUCCUGUAUGAAAUUUAUAAGAAAUGUUUUCAGAUAGCAUUGCUAUUUGUCUUCAUUAUAAAACUUGAUAUACUAUUAAAUUGUAAAGCUUUUCAACUAAA
This is a messenger RNA of Saccostrea cuccullata (small rock oyster), 601 nucleotides long. RefSeq lists its product as uncharacterized. Bases 64 to 432 code for a protein of 122 amino acids. NCBI's taxonomy places the organism in Eukaryota, Metazoa, Mollusca, Bivalvia, Ostreida, Ostreidae. The record is from RefSeq and is a predicted model, not a curated record. The transcript has 2 exons.